This is a messenger RNA of Ylistrum balloti, 804 nucleotides long. Its product is annotated as BTB/POZ domain-containing protein 6-like. Gene Ontology annotation, cellular component: cytosol. The transcript has 2 exons. Gene Ontology annotation, biological process: neurogenesis. Gene Ontology annotation, molecular function: protein binding. The record is from RefSeq and is a predicted model, not a curated record. The coding region runs from base 1 to 804 and encodes 267 amino acids. Lineage: Eukaryota; Metazoa; Mollusca; Bivalvia; Pectinida; Pectinidae.
AUGGCAUCAUCAAAUGACGGUCAGUUUUCCAGGUCACUGAACGGGUGUCUGGAAAAUCUCCUCACUUCCGGCAUAAAUACUGACGUUACAUUUUUGGUUGGCCAAAACAAAACAAAUAUUUCCGCUCUUAAAUAUAUUCUUAUCAGCCGAAGUCCUGUGUUCGGCGCGUUGCUGGAGGGAGCUCUAGCAGAGACAGGGCCAAUCACCAUUCCAGAUAUUUCAUCAGAGAUAUUUACAAAGUUUUUGAGGUACCUGUAUACCGACAGAAUUAGCCUGCGGGUUAAUACUGCCACCUCCGUUUUGUAUGUCGCCAGGAAAUACAUGGUGGAUCGUCUUGUCGGAAAGUGCGAAUCCUUCCUCAAGUGUUAUCUUAACACUCAGAACGUUUGCCAAUUACUGGAAGAUGCUCACCAUUUUAAUGAAGAUGGUCUGAUAAAUAAUUGCUUAAACUUGAUAUGGAAAUCAGAAGGAGCGCUGAGAACUGGUGGUUUUCUUGAUUUGUGUGGGACAUGUGUAAAGAGUAUCAUGGAGUCUGAUCAUCUGGCGGUGAAUGAGAGUAGGGUGUACGAGGCGGUGAUUAGGUGGUCCGAGGCAGAAUGUUGUCGCCAAGGUCUACACUUUAACGACAUCAACCGCCGGCAGGUACUAGGGGAAAUCUUGUAUACUGUCAGGUUUCCCAUAAUGUAUCCUGGGUACUUUAGGGUAUGUGUCGCCCUCACUGAUGUUCUUACGACAAGCGAGAUGCGUGAUAUUAAUCUCUUUUAUGUAAAUCCGACACAAUAUCCAACCAUCAGAUUUAAUUAA